Messenger RNA from Equus quagga, 609 nucleotides. RefSeq names its product prolactin induced protein (gene PIP). The record is from RefSeq and is a predicted model, not a curated record. Bases 47 to 487 code for a protein of 146 amino acids. Gene Ontology annotation, cellular component: extracellular region. Gene Ontology annotation, molecular function: aspartic-type endopeptidase activity. Gene Ontology annotation, biological process: proteolysis; regulation of immune system process. The transcript has 4 exons. Lineage: Eukaryota; Metazoa; Chordata; Mammalia; Perissodactyla; Equidae.
ACCCAGGACCCUACUUCUCGAGGACGUCACAUCUGUUGCUUCCAGCAUGCGCUCUUUCCAGCUCCUGUUCCGGGCCAGCCCUACCGCCCUGAUCCUGGUUCUCUGUCUGCAGCUGGGGAUCAACAAAGCUCAAGAAUACACUCGAAGGGCGAUAAUAAUGGACUUGCAGACACCUCAAACUACAACAGCAGAUGAAGAGGUCACUGUGAAGCUUAGAGUUGAGACAGAGUUGAGAGAAUGUAUGGUGAUUAAAUCCUAUCUCCUAAGCGACGUUCCAAUCGAUGGUGCUUUUAACUAUAAAUUCACCAGCUGCCUCUGUGAAAAUUACCCAAGAACCUUCUUCUGGGACUUUCAGACCAACAGCACCGUAAGAAUAGCAGCAGUGGUUGACGUUAUUCGUGAACAAAAUAUCUGCCCUGAAGAUCUAGCAGUGAUACCCAUGACUGCAAACCAUUUUCACAUCUUGAGGACCCUAAAUAAAGUCUGAUCUUAAUGGAAGCCUUUCUCUCUCUGUUCCCCAACCCCAGGUCACAGGUUUCCCAGGUUUCCUUUAAGGAAACUUAACUGGGGUACCUGUUGUGAUCCGUAAAAUAAACUUCUCACAUGCUU